Molecule: messenger RNA, 1538 nt
Organism: Rhipicephalus sanguineus (brown dog tick)
Lineage: Eukaryota; Metazoa; Arthropoda; Arachnida; Ixodida; Ixodidae
Product: xaa-Arg dipeptidase
Exons: 6
Coding region: 220-1419 (399 amino acids)
Molecular function (GO): dipeptidase activity
Source: RefSeq, a predicted model, not a curated record
GUGCCGUUGCCGUCUCAGUAUCUGAUGCGAUUAGAGGAACAAACAGCUGAAAAUAAGAAGAACGCGAUUAUUGCCGCUUCCCUUGCCGCUAGCGGCGUGACGACGAAGCGGUAGGCAGCUGCGCCUGCUCGUAAAACAAGAACCGGUUUUCCAGUCGCUGCGCGCGUGUGUCCAAACCGCAACAUUCGUUUUAGACGAGGUAGUCGUCCGGUUGAAAUUAUGUCAGCUGUGGAUCUUCAACAGGCGGUGUAUCGCGCGGUCGACGAGAACGCUGCGGAUCUGCACAGCGUCAGUCGAUUCUUGUGGGACAACCCGGAACUGGCGCUGCAGGAAGUGAAGUGUCACCAGUGGCUGACGGACUUCCUCGAAGCUCAUGACUUCAAAGUGACGCGGCAUUUCCUGUUGGACACUGCGUUCAAGGCCGAAUUCGUCGCACCUGGAGGCUCUGAUGGUCCUACGGUCGCCUUCCUCGCCGAGUACGAUGCCCUGCCAGACGUGGGACACGCGUGCGGUCACAAUCUUAUCGCCGAGAAUGCCGUUGGAGCGGCCAUUGCGGUCAGAGAUGCCAUGAAGACGUUUAAGAGCGUGCGCGGAAAGAUUGUCGUUCUCGGUACACCCGCCGAAGAAAGCUGCGGCGGAAAGCAGCUCCUUGUCGAAAAGGGAGCUCUCGAAGGCAUCGACGCCGCCAUCAUGUGCCACCCUGGACGGAGAGACGUACUGAGGUUGGCCUUCACCGCAACGCAGCAGAUGGUGAUCCGCUUCAAGGGCAAAGCGGCUCACGCGGCAGCAUCUCCGUGGGAAGGCCUGAAUGCCCUAGACGCUGCCGUUGCCUCCUACCUCAACAUUGGUCUUCUUCGCCAACAGAUCAAGCCUACAUCAAAGAUUCAAGGCAUCAUCGUGCACGCCGGUACGUACCCCAACAUCAUACCCGAGGAGAGCGAGCUCAAGUACCACGUGAGGGCUCCCACCACGGAAGAGCUGGUCGAUCUGGUGCGCAGAGUAGAGAACUGCUUCCACGGUGCGGCUCAGGCCACGGGCUGUUCCGUGGAGAUCGAGAGGGGAACCAUCUACAAGCACGUCAUACAGAACGCAGCCAUUGCGAGGGCUUACAGGAAGCACGCACAGGCCUUGGGCUUCGAGUUCCAGGACGCUGACAUGGCCGAGCAGCCGCCCACAGGGGCGUCCACUGACUGCGGCAACGUGUCGCAUUGCAUACCAACCGCGCACCCUGUCUACUCGCUGGGCAGCGGGGCCCGCAACCACACGCGCGAGUUUGCCGAGGACGCCAACUCCGAGGAGGCCCAGGAACCUACACUCAGGGUAUCCAAGGCCUUGGCCCUCGCAGCUCUUGACCUGCUCACCGACCCGCAACUGAUGGACGAGGCGCGCAAGGAGUUCGCGGCGCACGGUCGAACAUAAUAAGAUAUCAUCCCCGGUGGUUUCAAACAUGGAGCACAGACUCGCUCCUGUUCUCUUAGAAGUGGGCUAGACAAUAUUUUGUUUUCACUCUCAAAAGACCCUGUUCGUUUUCGUGGUUG